AGGGAUUUCUCUGAAGUGCACAGCGGACGUUGUGAACAGAAGUAAACAUGGAUCAGACAGGAGAAGCCACCAGCCUCAAUGUCCUCACCUACCACAGAGAGCUGCUGGUGUCCAGGCUGAGGAGCACUCAGUGCAUCCUGGACAACCUGCUGGCCUGUGGCUUCCUCUGUGAGGAGGAUGCUGAGAUUGUACAGCAAACCGUCACCAGGACAGAUCGGGUGCGAAAAAUCUUGGAGCUCGUCCAGUGCAAAGGGGAGCAGGCCUGUCAGUACUUUAUGUUCAUUAUAUAUAAAGUAUGUGAUGCGUACAUAGACCUCCAGCCGUGGCUGAAAGAGAUCAACUUCAACCCGAGCAGCGCCAUCACGGUGAUGGAGGUGGUUAACACAGAUCCCAUCAGCAGGUAUUGUGAGAAGUUGAGGCAUGAAAUGAGCCAGGACACCUGCUUCAUCAUGUCGUACGGCCAGCGAGAGGAGACCCGUCUAGAGGACCUCUACACGGACACUCUGAUGGAACUGUUGAACGAGUGCAAUGAAAGCCUGGGCUUUGUGGAGAGCCUGGACCAGCUUCUUGGGGACCACGCCGUCUUCAAUCCUCAAGGGGAAAUCAUCUAUGUGAUGGGGGAUGCCGGCAUAGGAAAAUCCAUUCUCCUGCAGAAGCUGCAGAACCUCUGGUCCAAGAAGGAGCUGCAGACGGAUGCCAUCUUCUUCUUUAAGUUCCGCUGCAGGAUGUUCAGCAUCUUCAAGGAGACGGAGCAGAUCUCCCUCAGAGACCUUCUGUUCAAAUACAACUGUCACCCAGAUCACGAUCCAGAUGAUGAGGUGUUCGAUUACAUCCUGCGCUUCCCAGAGAAGGUUCUUUUUACAUUUGAUGGCUACGACGAGAUUCAAGAGGAUAUAGAUCUGAUGAAUGUCCCUGAAGUGGUCUCACCAGAAGCCAAGGCGCAUCCCCUUCAGCUGCUUGUCAGCUUGCUCUGUGGGAAACUUCUCAAGAGCUCCCAGAAGGUGCUGACGGCCCGGACAGGGAUUGAGAUCCAGAGCAGGGUGAUCAGGAAGAGGGCGGUUCUGCGAGGGUUCUCCCCAACUCACCUGAAGACCUACAUCGAUCUGCACUUUAAGGAGCAGGAACAUCGGGAGCUGGUGUCAGUUCAGCUGGACGCCAGCCCCCACCUCUGCGGACUGUGCUGCACCCCGCUCUUCUGCUGGAUUGUAUUCAAGAGCUUCAGGCAUCUGCACACCAUGCACGAUAGUUUUCAUCUGCCCGACACCUGCAUCACGCUCACCGGCAUCUUCCUCCUGCUGUCGGAGGUGUUCCUCAGCCGCUCGGCCUUGCCGGCUCCGUCUCUGCUGAAGAAGAGCACCCGCUGCGCCUCAGAAACAUUCAAAGCAGGACUGAAACCCCUCGUUGCAUUUGCAAAGCUGGCGCUUCAGGGGAUGGACAGAGGUAGCUUCAUUUGUAACCAAGAGGAGGUCACAGCGUGUGGUCUGAGCGAGGAGGACCUACCCCUGGGCUUCCUCAGACCCGUCAGUGAGUACGACACCAGUGGAGGCCCUGCUAACUUUGAGUUCCUCCACAUCACCCUGCAGUCUUUCUUGGCGGCGUUUGCGCUCGUGUUGGAUGAAGAGGGUGCUGCCAACUCCAUCCUCAAGUUCUUCACAGAGUGCAGCAGGAAGAGGAAACCGUCUUGUCUGCUCUUUGACAUCUGUAUCAGUGACAACUCAAAGCCCAGCGAGAAGAAACUGUUUGCAACCAAUGAGCACCUUCAGUUCACUAACCUCUUCUUGUGUGGACUCCUCUCCAAGGCUCACACUGGCCUGAUGGAGCACCUGGUGUCUCCUGUGGUACUAAAGAAGAAACGAGCCUUGCUAAAAUCUUACCUGUCCUCUAGUGUGAAGUCCCACCUCCAUGGCUUACCCCACUAUAAUGGUGACGAAGGCAAGAAGGUCCAUGUUUUGCCCAACUUCCUGUGGAUGCUGAGGUGCAUCUUUGAGACAGGCAGCAAAGACAUAGCUCAAAUCACGGCCAAAGGCAUCACAGCGAGCCUCAUCAAGCUGGGUUACUGUAACGUUUACUCGGGCGACUGCACCGCCCUAAACUUUGUGCUGCAACACCGUCAGAAACUCCUGGGGCUCGACAUGGAUAACAACAACAUCAGUGACUAUGGGGUGAAGCAGCUGAAGCCUUCAUUCUGUAAGAUGACAGUGGUGAGGUUGUGCGUCAAUCACCUGUCAGACAGCAGCAUCGAGGUUCUUGCAGAGGAGCUGUGUAAGCACAAAGUUGUGGAGGUGUUGGGACUUUACAACAAUCACAUCACAGAUGUUGGAGCCAAACUGGUUGCUCAGAUAAUUGAGGAAUGCCCAAAGCUGCGAGUUGUCAAGAUUGGUAAAAACAAGAUCACAAGCGUUGGUGGGAAGAAUCUGGCCAGCGCCAUUCAGAAGAGCUCUUCUAUAUUUGAUGUGGGGAUGUGGGGGAACAGCAUCGGUGAUGAAGGAGCAGAAGCGUUCGCAGAAGCUUUGAGGCACCACCCGAGUCUGACCAACCUCAGUCUCUCAGCGAAUGGCAUCACAUCAAAAGGCGGGAAGGUCCUGACAGAAGCUCUGAGAGAGAACAGCGUCCUCAGAAUAUUCUGGUUGGUGCAGAACGAGAUGACUGACGAUGCAGCUCCACACUUGGCUGAGUUGGUGAAAGCGAACUCGGGUUUAACUCACCUCUGGUUAAUCAGCAACCAGUUCACUGUGCACGGGAUCAAACACCUGGCUGAGGCCCUGACUCACAACACAAUACUCAAAGAGAUCUGUGUGAAAGGAAACCAGCUCUGUGAAGAGGAAGAGAAACAGUUUGUGGCAGAGAAACGGCUGCGGUUCCACUGACUGGCCUUUCACGAGGCUGGCACAUGCCGACUUAUGUCUGGAUGGGAGUAAAGAUGUGUGUGUGUGUGUGUGUGUGUGUGUGUUCACUGUAUUCAUGCAGUGUUAGUGUUAGCAAACUGAUCAGGUUUGGUGUUAUACUUUAUGCUUCCACCUGGCUGCGACUGUCUGCUGCAGUACAAAUUCACACUAAUUGCUUGAAUGUAAAUAUUAUACAUUCAUCACCUGCUGAUGAGUGUUUGAAUGAAUGAAACUGAACAUGUUUCUAUCAGACGAUGUUUACCUGAAGUUUUCACAAAAUGUUUGAAAGUUACAGAAAAGGGAAGUGGAAGCUCUGAUAAACACGAACAGACAACUUCCUGCUUCAUGAACCUUUGUAUAGAUUUUGAGUAGAUAUUUUGUUGUGUAUGAAUACACUGUAGCUUCAUGUUAUUUAUAUUUUGACUGUUGUGAUGUUCAUUUUCCACAUGGCUGGUGGAGCUUCAGUCAAGAUGACAACAUGAUUAUAAUGUUUGUGUGAUAGAUACACAGAUACCAAAGUGGUGACUGAGGAAACUCACUAUAUAUAUAUAUAUAUAUAUAUAUAUAUAUACAUAUAUCUGGAUGAUCGUUUACUAUAAUUUAGGACUGAAUGAUGUCCAAAAGAAAUAUUGCAAUCAUUUUGGCAGACAUGACAAUUGCAAUAUGAGUCAUGAUUUCAGUUGGAUUGGUCAUUUUUCAUUCAUUUCAUCCUGUACAAAACAAACAUGCUCCUUCUGGAGAAUAUGGUUUGUAGACCAGGUCAUCUCUGUAGCACCACAAUGCUUCACUUAUGGUAUGUUGUUGUGACACAUUUUACUUUUAUCAAAAUAAUUGCAGC
Molecule: messenger RNA, 3723 nt
Organism: Seriola dumerili (greater amberjack)
Lineage: Eukaryota; Metazoa; Chordata; Actinopteri; Carangiformes; Carangidae
Gene: nod1
Product: nucleotide binding oligomerization domain containing 1
Exons: 12
Coding region: 48-2867 (939 amino acids)
Biological process (GO): regulation of apoptotic process
Molecular function (GO): protein binding
Source: RefSeq, a predicted model, not a curated record